AAGCCAGGCCACAGCAGACGCUCGCAAAGGAUCAGAUCACAAAUCAGAGCAUACAAAAUGCAAUACACACUGCUCGUUGUGGCAGCCUUGCUGAUGAGCCUGGCCCAGGCAAGGCCACAAGGACCGACCGGAGAGCCCAUACCCAUUAUCAGGCAGGAGCAGGAGGUGAACUUCGAUGGGUCCUACAAGUACUCCUACGAGACGGGCAACGGCAUCAAUGUCGAGGAGGAGGGCUACCUCAAGAACGCCGGCACCGACGAGGCGGGACAGGUCGCGCAGGGCUCCUUCUCCUACACCUCGCCGGAGGGCAUACCCAUUCGGAUCACCUAUCUGGCUGAUGAGAAUGGCUUCCAGCCGCAGGGCGAUCAUCUGCCCACGCCCCCACCGAUUCCACCGGCGAUUCAGAAGGCACUCGCCUACCUGGCAACGGCGCCGCCGCCGCCACAAGAGCAGCCGUCUGGUGGGUUCAACAACCGACGCGGCUAGACGCCCGCU
Messenger RNA from Drosophila obscura, 495 nucleotides. It is a transcript of the gene Cpr49Aa, whose product is annotated as endocuticle structural glycoprotein ABD-4. Gene Ontology annotation, cellular component: chitin-based extracellular matrix. The transcript has 3 exons. The record is from RefSeq and is a predicted model, not a curated record. The coding region runs from base 58 to 486 and encodes 142 amino acids. NCBI's taxonomy places the organism in Eukaryota, Metazoa, Arthropoda, Insecta, Diptera, Drosophilidae. Gene Ontology annotation, molecular function: structural constituent of chitin-based larval cuticle.